CUGUGUUUUCUUAUAUUCUUCUGUAUCUUUACUUUUCAUUUUCUUUGUAAAAUAAAGAGGACGUAUAUAUUCAGUAAACUGAAAUUGAUCUUUACAAUCACUGUGAUUAUAUAAACACAAUUUCUGCAAAAAGAAAAUACAAUUUGAUUUAGCUUGAAUAUGUUUUUAUAUUUCUUUUUAGAUUCCCCCCAACCAAUGAGAUGUUUUAAGGUUCUUUCAGUGUGGUUGCAAUAAACACUGAUGUGAAUACGUGAAUAAACCUCUUUCUAAUAUAUUCCACCUAUCUGAGCUGUCCUGCCUCUUGGUUUUCUCUGGCUGUUCUAUCACUGCACUGACGACUUUCCUCCAUAGACAUGGAUAGAUGUAACAUCCUGGUUUAACACCGGCAGUGACAUUGAGGCCGUUCACCAUAAGGAAGCAGUCAACUGGGUGGAAAUUUUUCUAUAGGAUAAGUAAGGAUCACAGAAUUCCAUCCAGGUGAGCAGGAAGGAUCUGCCAAUGAAUUAUACACCUGAGCAAACGUCCCAUACCUGGAUGUGGCUGUAAAUCACCCACCUUGGCCUUAAUGCCUGUUCAGACAAUACACUCCAGGAGGCAGUAUGCAAACCCUUUCAGUUUGUUAACCGACUGUCAAUGAACUCAUUUACGUAAAAUGGAGAGAGCCCUCAAUAUUGCUGCCCAUGCUGUCACGGAAGCCAGUAUGGCAAAGAUGUAAGGAAGAGCCCUCUAUCCAACUCUAUGCUGCUUUCCUCUGUUCUGGAGAUUCUUAUUCCAGCUCCAUACUGCCACCCACUGUGUUGAAAGACCACAUUCUUGAUGGUUUCUUCACCACUUGCUAGUAGUUUGUACACCUUUUAUUGGGACCAAGGACAGAAGUGCCAUGGUGGUCUUUUUGUUUUGAACUCUAAACACAGGUACAAUGUGUGUGUACAUAUGUAUUGUGUGUGAUGUGGUGGAUCCAGAACUAGACAGUGACACCAGCAGCCGUCCAGCUGACACCCUGAACCACCUCAUGUCUACUAUGGAGAACACCACCACCUCCACCAGGAAACCCCAUAGGGAUGAGGAGGACCAGCUGAGUGAGGAGGCAGCCAGGGUGAUCUGUGGGCUGGCUGACCUGUCCUUCAUGAAGGCUAAGGUCCUAAUGUUCCCCAUCACCCUCACACCAGCCGCUGGCUCUGGUACACUGCUAGAGUGAUGCACACAUACACAUGGAUGGAUGCACACACACAUAAACACAGAAGACUUGUCCGCUUCAAAGCUAGAUUGAACAUUAAUGCAAAGUCAAUAUGUUGAUAAUCAGUAAUAUGGUGAAAUAGUUAGUCUUUUGUUCUGAAUGUAUUGAUGUAUUUAUGUUGUGACACGCUGGUUGAGGUCUAAGACUGAUCCACACUUACCUCCAGUCAUCUGCCUCGUUCCUCCAGUGGUCUUAGAUCAAUUUCCUGUUUCCCUUUUCAAGAUGGUGAUUUUAUCUUAAUGUAUUUAUUCUUAAUGUGUGUAUAGUUAUUCAUGUAAAUUCAU
Molecule: messenger RNA, 1521 nt
Organism: Oncorhynchus masou masou (cherry salmon)
Lineage: Eukaryota; Metazoa; Chordata; Actinopteri; Salmoniformes; Salmonidae
Product: aftiphilin-like
Exons: 2
Coding region: 920-1198 (92 amino acids)
Biological process (GO): intracellular transport
Cellular component (GO): trans-Golgi network membrane; AP-1 adaptor complex
Molecular function (GO): clathrin binding
Source: RefSeq, a predicted model, not a curated record